Harpia harpyja (harpy eagle) is the source of this 3750-nucleotide messenger RNA. RefSeq lists its product as uncharacterized. The coding region runs from base 1 to 3750 and encodes 1249 amino acids. The transcript has 6 exons. Lineage: Eukaryota; Metazoa; Chordata; Aves; Accipitriformes; Accipitridae. The record is from RefSeq and is a predicted model, not a curated record.
AUGCAUGUUUUUGCCACAUUUGCUCAAGCUGUCCACAUUGUGCUGCUGAAGAGGUACUUGCCAAACUGCAGAGAUGCACAAUUUAAAGGGAAGUACUACAUCUUCCGAGACCAGGAAGGUGAAUCUUCCUCCAAAGGUGAUGUGAUUUCUGAAACUCCUACUCCAAAACUACCAAAGCAAGAUAGUAUUUUUCAGUCUGGGUGGGCUGAAAACCUUAGAGAUGUGCCGGGCUUUGCAACCACACGUAGCACCGUGAGCCUUGACAAGACCACAGUGUUAAGCGGCGAGUUGAUACAGGGAAGAGGGAUCAUGCUGGGUACUACUGCUGUGGGAAGUCCUGUUGAGCUUGUCCCAGAUGAACGGGCAAGGACACCACUCCUGGAAACAAAAGCUCCUUGUGCAGUGGGGUCUGAGCUGCGAGGAGGUCUGAGAUGCUGCAAGGAAGCUCAAGGCAGAGGAACACCUGAGGGUGUAAUCCCCACUGCAGCACAGGAUACCUGGGGGCAGAGUCUCUCUGUGAGUGGGGACAUCACUGUGGGUUUUGGUUAUAUGGACAGGGUUUCAAGUGUGCUUUUGGAAACUCCUUUGCUUGGUGCCUUGCAGGUAGCAGAGCCUUUUCUGCACCCAGCAGGUGUAGGUCUGGAGAACAGCCAGUCUGUCCCACACCCUACCCUGAAGCUGAAAGAUCUGGGUGACCUACAGUUUACUAUUAAACCAACAUGCACAAGUUGCCUGGACUUGGCUGCACACUCGCAGUCUUUGUUCCCUGGCAGAAGAGAAAGCAAAGAGAGCACAGAUACCACCAUGUACCAAGGGCUCAGCACAGUCAGCUUAGAGAAUGAUGAAAGCCAUCCCCAGUUGAGCAUUCCAACUGAUGGCACAGUGAGCAGUGAUGCUGAUGGCCUUGCAAAGGACCUGAUGCCCAGCCUAAGUAGCCCAUAUGAAGUGGUAAAGAGGGACCACUCACAUCUGCUACCUGAGAGAAGCCAAAGAUGCCAAAGCAGUUUUAGGGAUUUGUCCAUGACUCAACCUGAGCUGGGAACAACUGGCCUCCAACAUACGAAGCUCAUGGAUAUUUCCCCCUUGAAAAGUUUUAGGGAAGUCAUCAGGGGGAAAACAGUGCUGCAUCCCACAGCACUGUGGGACAUCCUGCAAGAGCAUCCUCAUUUGCAUGGCCAGAGCAGUCAUGUCCUGCAGUCAGCCCCUGCAGACCCUGGAAGCCUUCCCCAGAAUGCCCAAGCACACAACUGUCCAGCUGCUGAGAAAGCUUGUGUGUCUUCCUUGGGUGUACAAAGCUGCCACCACCAAAGUGACAGAGCUUCACAGCCAGGGCUGGUUGUACCCCCUUUGCCAACAGGGCUGGAGCAUCCUCCCACAGCCAUGUCCACCCUAGGGACAGAAACAAUCCCUGCGCUGGUGGUCUCCUGCACAGAACCUGUCCCUGCAGACUUUGGCUCUACUGAUUUCAUCCCUGAAGCACCUCUUUCUCCAGAAGCAGAGCCUGUGUCCAAGCUGGUCUUCUCUCCACCAGCUGCUUUGGAUUUGGACCCUGCCAGACUUAGGCAAAGGGCAGGCAUCUUGCUGGCUAGCCCAGGAGGACAGGAGAUGAUCUCCCCUUUGCCACCUCGCCAUCCAUCAGUAGCCUCUGAACUGGGCACAAAUGGGUCCCCCAGAUGCCUUGGCCCUGGGAUGCAAAAGCUGGUGCUGGGAGAGGCGGGUGGCCAGCAAGGAAAAACCUCAGCCUCUGUGGGCUUGAUGGCCAGGGGUCCCUCCCCAGCUUCUGUCACUGUCCCAAGGCCUGGUGUGGUGUCUCCUCAGCCCGAGGACCAUGUGAGCAGUGGCUCUGGGGGGGUGGCACCAGCUUCUGGGCCUGGCACCUGGGCGGCGAGGAGAGAGGAGCAUGUGAUGCCUGUGCAGCAUCAGGGCAUGGCUGCUAGUGACAAACUGGCAUCUGCCUCCAUCCUUGGGGGAUUUAAAAUGCAGAAAACCACAGAAGCUCUCCAAAUGGGUGCAGGAGAGCAGAGAAAUGUCUCCUCGAGCACCGCUUCUGCACACCCUGGUCAUCCCACAGCCCUGUGGGGGGAAACACUGUUGAAAGGCCAAAAGCCUCAGGAACCUUCUGAUGUAUCCAGAAACACCCAGAUGCCAGGAGGACAGCAACAGAAACAUGCUGAGCUAGGACCUCCCUGGGCAAUAGAGUACUUCCCCAUCAGGAGCUGCCACCUCGUCUUUCAGGAUUGGUCUGGGAUGUUUUACCUGCCAUUUCUUGCUGACAUUAAAACCAACACCUGGUGCAACUGGACCAUCUGGGCAGGCCCCCAGAAGCAUAUUGUCAUCUACAUCCAGGGAUUCCAGGGGAGUGAUGGCUGUGGCAAGAACCAGGACAAGAUCAUCUUCCAGGGGGUCUCAUCAAGUGUGGAAACCAAAGUGGUGUACGCCUGUCACAACCAAGGCACUCUGAUCUUUGCUGCACAAGCUACUGCAGUCCAUGUGUUGUUUCUGUCAGGGAGUGGUUCCCUAAGCCAUGAAUACAGAUAUUUUAAAGGACAGUAUUAUGUAUUCAGAGACUCUGAAAUUGUGGGCUCUUCAAAUGAUACCAUAGCUUCCCGAGAGCCUGUCCAGGAGACCUCUAAGAAAGAGAGCUGGAGGACAGCGGUAACAAAAGGUUUCUUGUCCAUGCUGAGAGCCUCUCUGGGCCCAUCAGCUGCACCUGCUGGUGGCAGGAUCCAGCCUGAGCUUGUGAGCCCUGAUGAAGAGGCCCAACACCCUCCUGAUCUCAUGGAAGAUGCUCAGUCUGGUGCUAACCUGAGCAAGCUUGACCUGAGUGAGCGUGGUCAGCUGUGGGAUGAAACCAAGCUGGAAAGGAACCUUAAGGAUGGUGGCACCGAGGGCAGAGAAACUAAAGAUGAUGUGUUGGUGGAGCCAGCUCCAGCUGGGCAAGAUGCUGGGCAUAAAGCUGAGCCAUCUGCCUUGGAGAUUGCAAAGGGGGAUGUAGAGCUGGUGUCUGCUCUGGUCACUGUAGUCCCACAUCGCUCGGCGGGUGUCCCUUCCUCAGAGGAGCCCAGCAACAACGUAGGUGUCUCUGCCAAACCAUCUGGCCUGGAUCAGGCCAGUGAUAGCCUGUCAGAAGAAGUGGUUGCUGCUGCAUGUUGCACGCAGACACCAGUGCUGGAAGAGCCACUGCUAAACAUGAAUACAAAACCUUCUCUCUACCCCUCUCCUGGUGUGACUGCUGGAGAUACAGUAUCUCUGGGAGAAAGGACUGAAGAGCUCUUUGAUCUGGUUUCUGCCCUGGCAUCUCUGGAGAACAACACAGCACUGCAAUCCCAGCACCAUCCUGGAGAUGUGCUGUUUGAAGUAACUAUUGAAAUCAAACCCAAGGACUGGAUUCCUCAUGGUGGAAGUGAGCUCCAAAAGGGUCUUCUUGAAUAUAUGAAAAAUCAUAUCCAGGAGAACCUGAAGCUUUCUGCCAACAGAGUCAAUGAAAUAAAGUUAAAAGAAAUCAAAAGGAUGAGUGGUGCCAACCUGCUACUCACCUUCUGGCUGCACCUGAAGCCAGAGGAGAGAAAUGUGUCUCUGCUCCUGCGCUCCCAGCUGGAGGAGCUGCUUGGCACCUCGGUAGGAGUGGAGAAGCUGCAGCUUAUUUCGCUCUUUGUUAAAGGUGGGUGCUUCACUUUUCUCUGGAGUAAACCCUUUUAUGCCAAGCCUGACUUGACUUAUGGCACCUAUUUCCCCCCAUUACAGACGUGA